AUGGCUUCAUUCCCGACCAGCCGCAUCGGCCUUAACUUGACCCCGGCAACGGCAUCAUGGACCGUUCCCUUCGCGGCGUACUACCUGUUCCUCCAAAACCGAAUCGUAUAUCACCGCUUGACUACCGCGACGUAUUUCGGAGAUAAGAUAGAUGCGUCCAAGGGCAACGAAGAUCCAUUAUACGUGUGCACUCGCGCGCAGCAGAACUUCAACGAGAACAUUCCGCUCACGCUAAUCAUCGCUGCAUUGGCGGAACUCAAUGGAGCCGAACGGAAAUACAUCAACUACUUCCUUGGCGCUAUGUUGGCUUUCCGUAUCUCUCAUGUUGAAUUUGGAUUGAUGCGACCGAAGAGUAAAGGAGUCGGCAGGAUUAUUGGGUACUACGGUACGCAGGCAUCAUUGGUGACGAUGACGGCGUACCUGUUUUAUACUGUCAAGGAUUACUUCAUGUAA
This is a messenger RNA of Didymosphaeria variabile, 453 nucleotides long. RefSeq lists its product as uncharacterized. Bases 1 to 453 code for a protein of 150 amino acids. The transcript is spliced from 4 exons. Gene Ontology annotation, cellular component: membrane. The record is from RefSeq and is a predicted model, not a curated record. Lineage: Eukaryota; Fungi; Ascomycota; Dothideomycetes; Pleosporales; Didymosphaeriaceae.